Molecule: messenger RNA, 3275 nt
Organism: Coffea arabica (coffee)
Lineage: Eukaryota; Viridiplantae; Streptophyta; Magnoliopsida; Gentianales; Rubiaceae
Source: RefSeq, a predicted model, not a curated record
AGCCCUAAUAUCACCUGACUUCACUAUCAUUAUCACUCCCUGUAUCCUUUCACUUUAGCUUCCUAACCCCCAACCAAGAAUACCCCUCCCCCCACCUUGAAUUUUCUCUGCAAUUCCAGCAGAUCUCCACUUUCGACCCUUGGAUCUCCUUCCAUUCUCGAUACCCUUUUGCAUUUUCUGCGGAAUUCUGGUGUGUUUUACGUUUCUUGCACUAUUCUUCCUUCCAUAUUUUCCACGCACAUUUCACACACUAGCGGUGUAAAGUUUUCUGCUUUAGGCCAUUACUUUUCUCAGUAUCACAUUGACAUUGAUGAGAUUGUGUAAGCUGACUUCAAAGUCAGGUGCUUAAAUCUCAGCUCUUUUCUUACCGGGUCGGGUCGGGCUGUAGCCUCAUCAUCUGGAUAGUUCACGAGCAAUGGCCUAUCAACAAGAAGCAAUGAACUUGGUAGUCAAGUUACUGUGAUUGGAUUCUGCUGUAUUCUACAGCUCUUCAAGAAAAUGAAGUUGUAAACAAGAAUCCAUGAAUUUGAUAGCUGAGUUACUGUGAUAGGAUUCUGUUGUAAUCUACAGCUCUUCAAAAAAAUUGAAGUUGGUUUGCUCAGUUGUUCUACCGACCUGCUUUGAGAUCCUUCUGUGUUCCCUGUAUAUGAGAAAAGAGAAUAAAAAUAUAGGCUUAAUCAUUCUAAGAGAUGGCAUCGUUGUUAUUAUUUUAAAGGACAAAUGUCUUAUUCUUUGUACCCUAUUCAAUUAUUUACUCUAGGAGUAAACAGUACUGCUUCGUCCUGAAGCAUGCUAUAGUUGUUUCUCCUACUUCAUUUAUUUGCUUAAUAUGGUUUUGCUCCUUUUGAUUAGCAAGCAUUAUGUAUCUCUAUGUAGUCAUUUCAGUUUGUCAUGCAUAAUUUUUUUCCCCUUUUGUUAUGUGUCCCAUCUUGCAUCUGUUAGUGUAAACCACUGCAUAGAGGUUCAAAAGAUAGAAAGAAAUUUACAGUUGUAAAGAACCUGGUGUUCAUAGGAAAGUCGGGCAAUAUGGGAGACUAGCACACAAACUUACACACACACACUCUCUCUCUGUCUCUCUUCCAUACCCUGUAAAAGAAUACAACAUCCGGUUUUAGUUUAUUUCUGCUUUACUUUUUCAUUUGUCACAAGAUGGGGGAAAGAACUCUCAGAAUAGGAAGAACGGAAGGUAUUGAAUGGGAUGUAAUAGCACUGGAUUAGUCUUUCAGCUUUGGGUGGAGAAAAGUUCUUUAUUCCAUGGAAUACAGUUAGACUUUGAUCUCUCUGCUGUGGCAUACCACUGCUUGCACUUCAAGGUCAAUACCAUGCCAAAUCUGGUUUAGUUAAGUUUAAUGGAAGAUGCUAGCUUGCAGUUGUAACUAGUAAAUUGUCCUUGUUAAUGGAUGAUGCUAUCUUACUUCUAUUGCAAUGGAGAUUCAUAUAGUGAAAGAAGUAUCCAACUUUGAUGAGAUGAAAGUCAUGCAUCAAUGUUCUUAUGCUGAGAUGGGGAGGAUGUUUGUGUGGAUUGGCUUGUUUUGGCAAUCAAAAAGGUGACAAACGUAUUGUACCGGCUUCUCUUAUCCCUGAGGCAACUUCAGUGGCCAAUCAGCCUAAUGGAGCUCAAGUUGGAGGAUUGACUAAUCAGAAUGCAGCGCUCUUGGCUCCACCAUCUUCACCUGCUUCCUUCUCAAAUUCAGCACUCCCUUCAACAGUUCAGUCCCCCAGCUGUUUCUUGUCUGCAAAUUCACCUGGGGGUCCUUCUUCAACCAUGUUUGAUACUGGUCCAUUUGCCCAUGAGACACAACUGGUAUCUCCUCCAGUUUUCUCAACUUUCACAACUGAGCCUUCUACUGCUCCUCUCACACCCCCUCCAGAAUUAGCACACUUAACUACCCCCUCUUCACCUGAUGUACCAUAUGCUCAGUUUCUCUCAUCUUCAGCUGGUUUUAGAAGCUCUGGGAAGACAAAUUAUGUCGCUGCUAGUGAUCCUCAAGCGACAUAUUCACUGUUUCCUGGGAGUCCUGCAAGUACUCUUAGAUCACCUGUUUCAAGGGCUUCCCGUGAUGCUCUAUCGUCAUCUUUUCCAGAAAGAGAGUUUUCACCUCAAUGGGAUCCUUCAGUUUCUUCUCAAGAGACUAAUUAUGCAAGGUCAGAAUCUGGCCGAUUGAUUGGGCUUGAUGAAAAUGCAACUGGUGGCUUCAAAAAGUCCCAAGAGUCAAAUUUCUUCUGCCCAGCUACAUUUGCCCAAUAUUAUCUGGAUCCCUCAUCAUUCCCGCAGUCUGGUGGGAGGUUAAGUGUCUCCAGAGAGUCAGAUGCUUACUCAAAUGGAGGGAAUGGGCAUCAGAACAGGCAAACCAAGACAGCUAAGCAGGAUGUUGAGGAAUUGGAAGCUUACAGAGCAUCUUUUGGUUUCAGCGCUGAUGAGAUUGUCACUACAGCUCAUUAUGUGGAGAUUUCGGAUGUCCUCGAGGACUCGUUUACCAUGACACCAUUUCCCUCGACUAAGCAACAUGAGGUGGAAGGUAUUCUUACUGCAGCAGCAGUUGAGGAAACAAAAAUGGAGAAAACAAAAGCAGAGAAAACGCAGAAAGAUACUCAAAGUCCAGAAUUCUUUAAACCAGUCUUGAAUCCCAUUGUGGUUGAGAGAAAAGUGGCAGUUUCUCCUGAUGGUCGUCAAGGCCAUGUCUCUGAUAGGCAAUCUGGAAACAUCUCUGUCCGAAGUGCACCUGGGAACCACCUUCUGAGUGAUGAUGAGGACAUCUUUUCUAAGAUGGGAGCUUCUCGAAUUAGUAGAAAAUAUCAUCUUGGUUUGUCAAGCUCGGAUGCAGAAGUUGAGUACAGGAGAGGCCGAAGCUUGAGACAAGGGAAAGGAGACUUUGCAUGGCGUGACUAAUGGUCACAGUACAAGAGUAGACAACGAAAUUGUGUCUCGUAUUAUUGAUAUGCAGGCUUGCAAUUGGUCUUGAAUGGGGGUUUUCUUUGAUAGGUAAUCUAACCUCUGAUCUAACCCCUCUCCCUCCAUCUCCCCUCCCUCUCUCUCUCUCUCUCUCUCUCUCUCUCUCUCUUGUGUGCUGUUUCCUACUGCUGAAUGUAUUCUGUCUCUACAGUUAUACUCAUGUCUGGGUCAUGUGAUGAUCCAGUAUAAUAUCUGGUAAAUGUUAUUUAAUUGGGGUGUUAGGCAUUAAGGAACUCCUUUUCUGUAAAUGGUCAUGUAUGCAUUUGUUUAGAAUUGGCCUGAACCCUUGUUCUGGAAAUAUAGUACCACUUCUAUCAGAACA